Striga hermonthica is the source of this 1329-nucleotide messenger RNA. Lineage: Eukaryota; Viridiplantae; Streptophyta; Magnoliopsida; Lamiales; Orobanchaceae. The record is from the annotation of a GenBank genome assembly.
AUGGAAGAUUAUGAAGUGGUGGAGCAGAUUGGGAGGGGGGCUUUUGGAGCUGCUUUUCUUGUUCAUCACAAGGCUGAUAAGAAGAGGUAUGUUUUGAAGAGGAUUCGGCUUGCGAAGCAAACAGAAAAAUUCAAGAAAACUGCACACCAAGAGAUGGCUCUAAUGGAACAGUUAAACAACCCAUAUAUUAUCAAGCACAAGGACUCAUGGGUGGAGAAGGACUCCCAUGUGUGUAUUGUGACUAGUUAUUGUGAGGGGGGGGACAUGGCAGAGAUAAUCAAAAGAGCUAGAGGGGUACAUUUCUCAGAAGAGAAGAUAUGCAAAUGGCUAACUCAGCUGCUUAUAGCUUUGGAUUACUUGCACUCUAACCGCGUCCUCCAUCGAGACCUCAAGUGCUCGAACAUUUUUCUCACAAAGGAAUACGACAUCAGGCUCGGUGACUUUGGACUUGCAAAGUUGCUCGAGAAGGACAAUCUUGCUUCAUCGGUUGUGGGAACUCCAAACUACAUGUGUCCUGAAAUUCUUGCAGAUAUACCUUAUGGCUAUAAAUCAGAUAUAUGGUCAUUAGGUUGUUGUAUGUUUGAAAUAGCAGCCCAUCAGCCUCCAUUCAGGGCUUCAGAUAUGACUACACUUAUCAACAAAAUAAACAGAUCCACACUUUCUCCUCUCCCCACAAUAUAUUCUUCUACUCUGAAGCAACUCAUCAAGAGCAUGCUUCGGAAAAGCCCGGAACAUAGACCAACGGCUGCAGAACUUUUGAGGCACCCACAUUUACAACCGUAUGUCGCACAAUAUAGCAACUUAUCGCACGUCUUUCUUCCGGUCAAAUCCGAAACUGAUGCAAACUACCAAAUGCCGACAAUUCAAACGUACGAAAAGGGCGUGGAUAAAAAAGGGAGCAUUAAUCCAAAGAAGAAAAAUCCGAUACUGGACAAAAAGACAAAAAUGCCGCUGACAUUCAAAACCGCUAACCAUAACGAGCACACAACGGAUGUCAGUCCAGAAAAAUGUAGGGAACUGGCCAAUAACACCGAUGCAAGUGAUAAUCCAACCGAAAGAAAAGGUACAAUUACAAAUAACUCGAGAUCCUCAUCCGGGUCGAGUACUUUGACCGAUAAAACCGAGCCCGAGGUUUCGGGCGAACAGAAAGCCGAAGCAAUGGAGACAUUGCUCGAGCUGUGUGCAAAACUCCUUCAGCGGGAGAGGAUCGAGGAGCUUUCGGGUAUUUUGAGGCCGUUUGGCGAGGACGAAGCUGUCUCGUCGAGAGAGACUGCUAUUUGGUUGACUAAAGGGCUGAUGAAAAUUCAAAGGCCAAGUGGAGAAGCCUAA